AGGCUGAACCUUCCAGAGGCUACGAUGGUUUACUUACGUCACGUCGUCAAGUGAAAAACGUGCGCAUGGGAAAGCGUUGUUGUACAACGUUUGCUAAUCAAAGAGCCGUCGUUAUUUCAAGAAUCUGUCGUUUCAGAGAUCUAUUUCUACGACAGAACGAAGCUGUAAAUAUUAUAUGAGGCAAUGGCUAGCAGACCAAAUUCAUCGGUUAAUAUUGCUGUUGCCGCAAUUGAUUUCGGAACAACAUGCACCGGAUACGCAUACUAUUUGAGAAAGGACAAGAAAAAGGGCAGUUCCCUUCGCAGUAUCAACACAGAACAGGCUUGGGAAGGAACCUCUGAAAUGGGUCUUCAAGCGCCAACUACGGUACUCUUUGAUAAAAACGGGAAAUUUAGUUACUUCGGGUUUGAAGCGGAGACAAAAUACAAGUCACUAACUGCCACAAAUGAACAUAAAGGAUGGUAUUAUUUCCGAUAUUUUAAAAUGAAAUUACACCAUGAAAGGGACUUGAGCCAUGACAUGUUGAUGGAGGACAGCGAGGGAAAACCGUUCAAAUCCAUUCGUGUUUUUACUGCGGCUAUCGGAUAUAUAAAAUCACAUUUAAUGAAAAAGCUGCAGAAUGCCUUAGCUUUCGGGGUAGAAGAAAAGGAUGUUAUGUGGGUAAUCACAGUACCAGCCAUAUGGAGAGAUUCGGCUAAACAAUUUAUGAGGGAAGCGGCUAAAGCGGCUGGUAUUCCUAAUGAAAAUCUCAAGCUUGCGUUGGAACCGGAAUCAGCAGCCAUUUUCUGCAAGGAACAAGCGAUAAACAAAGCUGACGGAAUGGAUGGAACGUUUCUAUCUGCCUUCAACCCAGGACAGAAAUACCUUGUUGCUGAUCUUGGAGGAGGAACCUUAGAUACAACAGUACAUGAAGUUUUACCAGACGGUUUGUUAAAAGAGCUGCAUGCUGCAACUGGUGGUGCUUGGGGAGGACAAGUGGUAAACGAAGCUUUCGAAGACCUAAUAAAAGACCUAGUUGGAAAUGACGUAUUUAGAAAGUUUUGCACGGAAAAGACCAACAAUUGGAUUACACUGCAAAAGAGCUUCGAAUGCCGAAAACGAGAAUUUACAUCACACACUGAAACAUCAGACAUUGAUAUUCCGAGGGGAUUGGCAGACAUCUAUAAAGACAUUACCGGAAAAGAACUAAAGAAUGAAAGGUUAAUACAUAAUAUAAAGAUAGUAGGGGAUGGCGACAUUCUGAGACUGCCACCAGAAGUGAUGAAAGGUUUGUUUGCAAAGGCAACUGAUAAAAUUGUACAGCACAUUGAACAACUCUUAAAAAACAAGGAAAUUAGAGGCGUUUCAUCUAUUCUCCUUGUAGGAGGAUUCUCUGAGUCACAGAUCGUUAGUAAAUCAAUUAGAGAUUAUUUUCAAAAAUUAAAGGUGAUUGCCCCAGGCUCGUCAAGUUCCGCCAUAUUGCUGGGAGCAGUGAUGUAUGGUAUCAAUGACAAAAUCAUAGCCUCCAGGAUAAGUCCGUACACGUACGGCAUACAUACAAGGCGGAAGUUUGACAAGAAGAUACAUCCAAAAAAACGUAUGGUCCAGCUUGAAGGUCGACAGGUCGUUAACAACGCCUUUUGCAAACAAAUAGAAAAGGGAGAAACCGUUUACGUAGGAAGAGAUACCAAAGGUACGUCUUUUACUGUCAUUAACCGAAACAAUCCGCUUGUAUUUUGGAAAGUUUGUCAGACAGAUGACGUUGCUCCUGUAUUCUGUGACGAUACCGGUUGCAGCUGCAUUGGACAACUAUCUGUCAGGAUUCCGGAACAUAUCACAGACACAAAAAUAGGGAUGAGAGUUUACAUGACAUGUCAGGGGACAGAACUACAGGCAACCGUCAGUCUUCCAGCUCACAAGAUUACUGUCGAUGGUACAUUCAAUUUUUUGGACAAAGAUUACCAGUAUUCUGGUGACUCGAUAGAAGAUUAACAAUCUCAGAUGACUAUUAUUUUAUAGUCGUCAAAUGAUUUUAAUAUGCUAUGCUAUGAAUAGUUCAAUUUACCUGUUGAUUUGUAUUAAGAUUCGCUGAAGAAGUCACAUAUUCUUCUUUCGGUUUAUCAACAUUAGAAAGUGCAUAGAAAAAUGACCAAUAUGAACAUAAGAGAUGCACAGACAUCGCCCAGCUUAACUGUCUGAUAUAUGCGAACGUUCAUGAUUUGAGAACGAAAUAGCAGAUACUACGACUUUUCAUUGUAACAAUGUGGAUAUUAUUCAAAAUGCGGUUCAAAGCGUGAAAAUUGCAGUAAGGUAAAUGUAAACGAACUGCAAUAACUUUGAACAUGAUCCCUGCAUAGUGCCGUAUCUAUUUCUAAUCUUGCGAAGGGCAAAAGAUAAAAGGUAAGGGUAGAUUUCCCGAAAUUACAGAGCACCACAAACACAGGCAUAGACACGUCACCAGAAAAGAACAUCUUCGUCGUAUUCUACCAUGAACAAUCUGGAAAAUAACACAAAACAAACAAAUCAUUUUUAACUUACACAAACGGACACACCUUUCGUUUUUCACUUAUUUUAAAAAGUAGAAAACAAAGAAAAGAUAAAAUGCACAUUUGUUCUCGUUGUCUGUUAAAACAUAGGUGCAUCUUUUCUAUUCUCAAUUCACUAGGUAAGUAACGAAGUUAAAAGACUCGCAGAUAUAUACAAUUAUCUUUAGUCAUAAUUCCUACAGAAUCUUUGGAUAGAAGAAAGGAAAUAUUAAUAUUAUUGUUUUGUUUUGUGUGAUACAUCUUAAUCUUAAGUAAUGUAGAUAAUUUAUCUGAUAAAAUUGGUUUUGAAUAUUGGUCAUAUUAUCUAAAGUCUUUAUAAUUUGCCAAAUUAAUUCAUGUAUUAUUCGUUAAAUCACUUCUAUAAUUAUCCGGGCGCAAGUACCUUCUCUUUAAAUACUGAUGCUUAGUUAAAAUCAGAUUGUACCCAUCAAGAUUGCUGUCAUAUCUUAAUAAAAACUUUGUUGACUGUU
Messenger RNA from Mercenaria mercenaria, 2995 nucleotides. Its product is annotated as heat shock 70 kDa protein 12A-like. The record is from RefSeq and is a predicted model, not a curated record. Gene Ontology annotation, molecular function: ATP binding; ATP-dependent protein folding chaperone. The transcript is spliced from 7 exons. NCBI's taxonomy places the organism in Eukaryota, Metazoa, Mollusca, Bivalvia, Venerida, Veneridae. The coding region runs from base 184 to 1971 and encodes 595 amino acids.